This is a messenger RNA of Lecanosticta acicola, 1450 nucleotides long. The record is from the annotation of a GenBank genome assembly. NCBI's taxonomy places the organism in Eukaryota, Fungi, Ascomycota, Dothideomycetes, Mycosphaerellales, Mycosphaerellaceae.
AUGGCAGACACAAGCGAGCCGCAGCGCGGGGCUGGCGCGGAAGCGGGAGCUGCUGUCCCUCCCCCUGCUCCAGCUUCGGAGACGACAUCUGCUCUACCACAAUCGCACCCAGAUUCGCAACCAGAAGGAGAUCAGACUCAGAGACAGGAUAAUGGAGAGAAGGCUGCUCCUUCUGUGCCGGACUCACGGCCAACGGUGCUGAUCAUUGGUGGACUCGGUAGGACUUAUUAGCACCAUCCAACAACACGUCCGACAGCACACUCAUCCAGAAGAAUAGGCUACAUCGGCCGCUUCCUCGCCGAUCACAUACACCGCAACAAACUCGCCUCUACCCUUCGUCUAGUCGACAAACAGCUCCCUCAACUAGCUUCCCUCGCUCCUGAACACAAGGAAGCCUGCUCAGACGAAAACUUCCUCCAAGCAGACGCUUCCCGCGAACAGUCGCAAUCCCGAAUCUUCGACCUCCCGCCUGCCGCCGAUGGCUCCAAACGCCAAUUCGAUUACGUCUUCAACUGCGGUGGAGAGACGCGUUACUCGCAGGAAGAUGAAGUCUACAAGCUCCGUAGCUACCAAUUGAGCUUGACCGUUGGCAAGGAAGCCGCGAAUCGUGGAGUGAAAGCAUUCGUCGAAGUGAGCACAGGAUCGGUCUAUAAUCCCAACAAAACGCCUCAGAAAGAAAAGGACAAGACGACGAAACCGCAUACCAAGCAGGCGAAAUGGAAAGUCUCGGCGGAAGAAGAAUUGGCCAAGAUUGAAGGGUUGAGGUUGGUGAUUCUGAGGUUUCCGCAUGUCUAUGGACCUUAUGAUCGGAGGUGGUUGGGCACACAGCUUGCUCUGGCAAGGGUAUACCAAAGUCGCGAGAAGGAAACGUUGAAAUGGCUCUGGAACGGAGAUCUGAGAACAAACACCCUCCACGUGGAAGAUGCAGCCCGAGCGUGCUGGGAAGCAGCCCAAUGGAGAGCAGUCAACGACCGGAUACCCAACGCGCCGAACGAUCGCAUCAUCUUCAAUGUCGUCGACAAGGGCCAAACAACACAGGGGAUCAUGGCAGGGAUCAUCAAGUCCGUCUUUGGAAUUGAGACGGGUUUCCAGAAUGCCCUUGUCAAUACUUUUGCGCGGUUGAAUCUGGAAUAUGUGGUGGAUGAUGUGAAUGACGACACCCUGGACGACUGGGCGGAUCUGCAGGAAGCCGCCGGGAUUAAGGAUAAGGGAGGAGUGUUGAGUCCGUUCAUGGAGAAGGAGAUCUUGAGGGAUGCGGAUCUUUCGAUCGAUGGCGGGAGGUUUGAGGAGGUUGUUGGGUUCAGGUGAGUUUUCCUCUCAAGAUAUGUUUCGUGACGAUGGAUCGAGUACUCACGAUUAUGGAUUUUCUAGACCACAGCAUGAACGGAUCACCCAGCAGGAAGUGGAAAGAGUGAUUGAGAGCUACAAGACCAUGAACUGGUGGCCGUGA